AUGUAUAACUCAUCUUCACUCAUUCCCAACUCAUUUCCAACUCAUCUUCUAGCUUAUAUUGAUAGCCUUGAUUGGUUAGAAAAGGCGAUUAAUCAUAUGAAGAUUUUAAUUAUGUCUUCAAAAAUAUUAUCUAG
Dentiscutata erythropus is the source of this 134-nucleotide messenger RNA. Lineage: Eukaryota; Fungi; Glomeromycota; Glomeromycetes; Diversisporales; Gigasporaceae. The record is from the annotation of a GenBank genome assembly.